GGAGUUUGACACAGCAGUGCUUUCCGCAAAAAACGCACAGGCACGGCCAGAGCGAGUGAAGCUGUCGGAAACUGCGGCCAAGUCCUCACUCCCAACCUCACACAGCCGGCCUACGCCUCGAGCAUCACUGCUAGCGUCGCCGCCCUCACAUUGCCCCGUGGCGCCUGUUCUAGAAACACAAAGUGUUGGCCAAGCCCCGAUCCGUCGCCAUGAGCUCCAAUCGGCGAAUCGGUCGGUAUGCAGUAGGUUGGUGUGGCUCACCAGGCGUGGUCGGCAGGGGAUCAGAUGCGGGCGGAAGGGGCAGGCAGGAGAACAUAUCACUGCUUCAGUGGCUGAGACAUGUAACCUACAACGUGGUGAAGCUUGUCCUCGGCGUCUACGAGGGCGGUGAACGCGUGGGUUGUGUGAAUGUGGUGAGCCUCGACGCGACGAAUCGGAAGCGAGGUUGCAGGGGCGCGGUUCGGAAUGCUGGCAUAAAAGCGGUUGACCUCCGCGUAAGAAGAGAUAAUGUCGCGAUCCGCAAUGUCGCCGUUUGUCAAGCCGCUCAGGCUCAUGCCCGUCGGGUCGGGCUGGCGGAACUCAACGGUCAGGUGCAAGCCAUCAGUGUCGGAGCUGUCGAGCUGGGGGAGGAAGCUGUGGAUCGUGCGCCGCUCCAGUUUAGUGAUUUCGAGGCGGUGUUGUGUCUGCUGCGCUGCGGGCUUGGACUUGUGGUGGAUAAUGUUGUCACUAUCGUGACUAUUAUUGCCGUCUUUAUUGUCAGACGCGUCUACCUCGCGAUGCAUGUUAAGAAUUCAUGACGCGUCGGCCGGUGUGUGCCCGUGCCGCGCGCAUGUAACGUGGCCCUCCGUAGGAUAUUAUUGUGUAGCGCGACGAAACGUCCGGGAUCGAACAUACCGUUUUCCAUGGUUUAUGGGGCGUGGCGGCAAUAUUCAUGUCGCGGUUAACAAUGUUUGCCGUGGGCGAGAGCUGACUCGCGUUCGAUCGGUGCAGGCUUGUGUUUAUUAUUGACGGCAAUCGUAAACGCAGGUUGUGAGUCACGUCGCGGUCGCUCCCUUCGUGAUUGGUUAUACGAUGUACUGCGGGCAGGGCCUGUCGCCUACCCUGUACAAAAUCCAUUGACCUGCUGCGGUUGCGUG
Emericellopsis atlantica is the source of this 1136-nucleotide messenger RNA. RefSeq lists its product as uncharacterized. The record is from RefSeq and is a predicted model, not a curated record. Bases 210 to 797 code for a protein of 195 amino acids. The transcript has a single exon. Lineage: Eukaryota; Fungi; Ascomycota; Sordariomycetes; Hypocreales; Bionectriaceae.